Trichomonas vaginalis G3 is the source of this 162-nucleotide messenger RNA. RefSeq lists its product as uncharacterized. The annotation marks the transcript as partial. The transcript has a single exon. The record is from RefSeq and is a predicted model, not a curated record. NCBI's taxonomy places the organism in Eukaryota, Parabasalia, Trichomonadida, Trichomonadidae.
AUGUUGAAAAGAAAUAAAGCAAAUGUUGUAAAUAAUACUGAAGUAGCUGAAGUUAAACAAACUCCAACACCUUCACAAGCAAAACCUUCAAUGACUCCUGAACCUAUGGAAGUACAAACUCCUGUUCAAAAGUCAACUCCUAAACCGACUCCAACAUUUAAA